Molecule: messenger RNA, 2052 nt
Organism: Wallemia ichthyophaga EXF-994
Lineage: Eukaryota; Fungi; Basidiomycota; Wallemiomycetes; Wallemiales; Wallemiaceae
Product: Exopolysaccharide phosphotransferase CpsY
Exons: 3
Coding region: 1-2052 (683 amino acids)
Biological process (GO): N-glycan processing to lysosome; carbohydrate phosphorylation
Cellular component (GO): Golgi apparatus
Molecular function (GO): UDP-N-acetylglucosamine-lysosomal-enzyme N-acetylglucosaminephosphotransferase activity
Source: RefSeq, a predicted model, not a curated record
AUGGUCUUCAGUAAAUUCAGGCAUAAUGGAUACUUGCCGCUGCCUAUAACACAAGCAAGCGUGAAGAACAAUGCCACCAAGUUACUCGCCAUUCCUGUCCUGUUGCUCCUGUUGAUUGUAUACACAUACAAAGGGAAUGGCGAGGUUAAAGAGAUAUACAAAUUGAUCGUUGUUGGACAGGAUGAGAGCCACGAGGUAUUUUCCAGCUCAAAUCCUCCAAAUUCUGCCUCUAGAGCUGUACGACCUAUCAAGUUUCAUCAAGCGUUGCCAGAUCUCUGCGUGGACGAGUGGAUUGGGGCUGGAAUUUGGGGGGAGCAUUGCAAAGACGUUGAUAUUAAGAAAUUUAGCACUAUCGAUCCUGUCUUCCCCUGGGUCAACGGAAGCGAUCCCGUGCAGAUCUCUGCCUUGCAAGCAUUCUCUGAUCAGAAAGUUGAUAGCCAGCACCGCUAUCAAGAACACGAUGAACUUAGAUACGCACUCAGAUCAAUCGAACGCUCAGUUGGACAGAAUGUUGGACAGUAUCAUAUUCUUGCUUCCUCGUACGACUCACCGGAAGGUGGUAACCAGAUUGCACAGCAUCCGUUUUGGUUGAACGAUCAUGAAAAGGUUGAAAUGCACCAUCACUUCAACUUCUUCCGGCGUAUGCCUACGAUUCCCGAGUCUCAAUCAUUAACAGAAGAUCAGCUGAAUAAUCUCAAUGCUGAAUGGAGGGCCGCCUCACUUCCAACUUUCAACUCAUUUGCUAUAGAAGGUCAAAUGCACAACAUAGACGCCCAAUCAGACACUAUAGUUUACCACAACGAUGACUUUUUUACACUUAAGAAUAACGAGGUCAGCGACUACUACUCCCCACUUCACGGUCCAGUUCUGCGUAGUUUAAGUUACAGUAUGUACGUUCCACAAGAAAAGCCUCUAGGAUCACGGAAUGGCGAAGGUGUCGCUAUUGCUAGAUCGUCUUGGGUUCUGGGAAGACGGUUCGGUAUGAGGUGGAGACCCUAUAUCGCACAUCACGCUCGCAGUCUGUCGCUGCCCAUCCUCAAUGAGGCUGCCAUAAUGUUUGACAACUCAUUCAACAACGUCACAUUAGCACGAUUCAGAAAUACAAAAGAUGCUCCUUGGGCUAUCCAAUCCUUCUUUUUUGCUUCAUGGUUCAUAACUGAGCGACAUCGUGAGGCUCUGCUGUGGUCAUGGAUAGUAGGAAAAUGGGGCGCUUCCAAUCAAGUAAUCGACACAGAUAAAAUGUGGAGUGAACUCACAGGCGGUGAGUCGUUGAAGCACCAAGUUUACGUUCCACAUAGAGUGACGGUUGAGGAUGAAGAGCUCGAAAAAACUCUGAAUAAUGCACAUAUACCCAAACCACUCAACACCGAGUAUGCAUUUUCAAGUAUGGAUGGCUAUGGUCCUGGUUAUCUUCGACAAAUAUGGCAUAGAUUGCUCAGUCGCCAUGGGUGGCCUGAUUUGAGAGAUGAUAAACGGUUGAAAGCUUGCACAAUUACAAAAGAGCAAUGCUUCAAGCAAGGAAGUACAGCCGAAGAGUUGUUUAAGCAUAUUGCAUUCGAACAAUAUGGUGAUUGCGGUGAUUGCAGUAAGUACUUUCGGAAUAUCCCGAUGCAGCUGACAGAAGGGUUAGUAAUCACUCAGUUAAUCUCACAAGGAGGUAGCAAAGGUUUGGAAAUCUUUCUACCACCUAAAGACAGCCUUAAACAGUUUAGUGGGGUUCCAAAUCUUCCACUGAACGACGACUGGCACGACGCUGAUUUUAAAUUGAACACUGUCUUAGACGGGGAAACGUCACCCAGGUCAUUUGCAGCAAGGCUGAUAAUGAGAUACAACCACGUAUUUGGUGAAACGCCGUCACAGUUCACGAAAGUGUACAAUCCAUCUCAACUAAAACAGCAACUUGAUAUGGCAGAUACACACCAAGAUACCACAUUUAUCUGCCUUAAUGAUGACGUCAAGAAGGAGAAAGACAUACCCGCAAUCAAUGAAUUGAUGGGCAAUUGGUUUACUUCUCGUUGGCCCGAACCUGAAGAUAACCCAAUAUACGAUUAA